Messenger RNA from Linum tenue, 135 nucleotides. NCBI's taxonomy places the organism in Eukaryota, Viridiplantae, Streptophyta, Magnoliopsida, Malpighiales, Linaceae. The record is from the annotation of a GenBank genome assembly.
AUGAUAGGAAGAGCCGACAUCGAAGGAUCAAAAAGCAACGUCGCUAUGAACGCUUGGCUGCCACAAGCAGUUUUCCCUGUGGUAACUUUUCUGACACCUCUAGCUUCAAAUUCCAAAGGUCUAAAGGAUCGAUAG